Molecule: messenger RNA, 1797 nt
Organism: Eruca vesicaria subsp. sativa (arugula)
Lineage: Eukaryota; Viridiplantae; Streptophyta; Magnoliopsida; Brassicales; Brassicaceae
Source: the annotation of a GenBank genome assembly
AUGGUGUUCAAAAGGAAGCUAGACUGCGUCUCUGUUGCUUUUGAUUACCCUAAUAUCCCCAAGGCUCCUCGUUCAUGCAGGAGAAAAGUCCUUAACAAGAGGACCGAUGCAAUGGACUUGCUUGCUUCUCUAGCAGGCAAGUUGCUAGAGGAAUGCGAGAGUUCCUCAGCGUCUUCCAACGCAUUUGAAGGGAAUACCCACAAUCAUUUCGGUAAAGAGAUUAAACAAGAAGACCAUGACAACAAGCCUUUUAAAUCUAAGUCCUCUGACCAAGGAAACAACUCUGUCUCAAGGCCUAACACUAGCGAGAAGACGUGUGUGGUGAACAGUUUUUCAUUUCCUGAUGACGGCGUUUUGGAGCGGACUCCUGUGUGUGAAACCAAGAACGUCAAAUCUGAAGGCAUCAUUGAGGAGGCACAUGAUGUUAAUGUGGAUAUUGGUUUUGGAGAAGUAGAAGCAACCGGUGGCUUGGUCGCUGAUACUUGCAACUUAACUGCAUUAGAUGUGCAGUUUCCUAAAUCAGUAUGCGUGGAUGGUGAGCUAAAAUCACCAUCUCGCGUGAAUGGUUCCCUUGCUAGACAAGGGAACCAUACUAACCUAGGUAGAGAUGAUGAUGAAAAGUUAUAUAGUUACCAUAAGUUUAGCAAUAAGUUUAAGUAUAGGUCUCCAACGGUUCGAAGAAUAAGAAAGUCUCUGUCAUCCAAAUACUGGAAACAAGUUCCUAAGGACUUUGGACACUACAGAGCUGAUACUGGCAUAAAGGCUCUGUACCGUAAAAGGAAGUCAAGUUAUGGAUACAACGCAUGGCAGCGUGAGAACAUUUACAAGAGGAGAAGAUCACCGGACAGAAGCUCGGUUGUAACUUCUGAUGGAGGACUCAGUAGUGGAAGUAUUUCAAAGUUACCUGAGAAGCGAGAUUCAGUGAAGCUAAGUAUCAAGUCCUUUAGGAUUCCAGAGCUUUUUAUUGAAGUUCCAGAAACGGCAACAGUAGGAUCACUAAAGAGGACUGUGAUGGAAGCUGUCAGUGUUUUACUCAGCGGUGGAAUACGUGUUGGUGUUGUAGUCCAUGGAAAGAAGGUCAGAGAUGACAAGAAAACUCUGUCACAAACUGGGAUCUCUUGUGAAGAGAAUCUAACCAACCUUGGGUUCACCUUGGAGCCUUGUCCCAGCAAAGUUCCCCUGCCUUUGUGUUCCGAGGAUCCUGUUAUACCAAUCGAGCCUACAAAUUUGUCUGAACGGUCUGCAGCUCAACCCACGUUAGAUACUGAAACUCCACAAGCGGAUGUUGUGGAGAACAACCUCGAGUUAGUUCCAUAUCAGAAGGAGAUGAUACCUGUUGUUGAACAACCAUCAACAGAUUCAAAAGCUCUUGUUCCAGUUCCUCCCUUGGAAGUUGAUGCGCUUGCCAUAGUUCCGUUAAACCAGAAACCUAAGCGCACUGAGCUUGCUCAGCGUAGAACCAGAAGACCCUUCUCAGUGACAGAGGUAGAAGCUCUCGUACAAGCAGUUGAAGAACUGGGAACCGGGAGAUGGCGUGAUGUGAAACUACGUGCUUUCGAGGAUGCAGAUCAUCGAACCUACGUGGACUUGAAGGACAAGUGGAAGACUCUGGUUCACACAGCGAGUAUAUCACCGCAGCAAAGAAGAGGAGAGCCUGUGCCACAAGAACUGCUAGACAGGGUCUUGAGAGCAUACGGGUAUUGGUCACAGCGUCAAGGAAAGCAUCAGGGAAGAGGAGCAAACAAAGAUCUUGACGUGAACAGAGGUAGAGCUAUUGAAUCAGGUGUUUCAGUGUAA